This is a messenger RNA of Microtus oregoni (creeping vole), 1360 nucleotides long. RefSeq names its product quinone oxidoreductase PIG3-like. The record is from RefSeq and is a predicted model, not a curated record. NCBI's taxonomy places the organism in Eukaryota, Metazoa, Chordata, Mammalia, Rodentia, Cricetidae. The transcript has 6 exons. Bases 256 to 1251 code for a protein of 331 amino acids. Gene Ontology annotation, molecular function: quinone reductase (NADPH) activity; quinone binding; NADPH binding.
GGGCAGUACCUGCUAAACAAGCUUAGUUAAGUUAUUCCCAUGGCCUGAAGGGGCCUGUCGACAGGACUGGGGAUUCCAACCCUGAAACAGGGUAAUCUGUUGCAGCCCUUCAGUGUUUCCAGCCCUGGGCAGUGUUUCAAAGUGUGUCAUCCAGGACCAAGAGCCUGUGGAGGGAUUGCAGGGUCCUGGGAGACAGGAUCCAGGAUCUGGAGCCCGGGCUUUCUGCCUGCUGCCCACCCAGUGUACCCAGACAGCAUGCUGGCAGUGUACUUUGACCAGCCAGGUGGACCAGAAAAUCUCUACCUCAAGGAGGUGGCCAAGCCGAGCCCAGGAGAGGGUGAAGUCCUCCUGAAGGUGGCAGCCAGUGCCCUGAACAGGGCUGACUUACUCCAGAGACUGGGCCAGUAUGACCCGCCCCCAGGGGCCAGUAGCAUUUUAGGACUUGAAGCAUCGGGACAUGUGGCUGAGCUGGGGCCUGGCUGCAAGGGACACUGGAAGACUGGGGAUUUGGCCAUGGCUUUGCUCCCUGGUGGAGGACAAGCUCAGUAUGUCACUGUCCAUGAAGAUCUUCUUAUGCCUAUCCCAAAAGGACUGACCCUGUCUCAAGCCGCAGCCAUCCCAGAGGCCUGGAUUACUGCCUUUCAGCUCUUACAUCUGGCAGGCCAUGUUCAAGUUGGAGAUUAUGUGCUGAUCCAUGCAGGAUCGAGCGGUGUGGGCACAGCUGCCAUCCAGCUGACUCGGAAGGCUGGCGCUAUUCCUCUGGUCACAGCUGGCUCCCCGCACAAACUUCAAAUGGCCGAAAAUCUUGGGGCUGCUGCUGGAUUCAAUUACAGAGAAGAUUUUUCUGAAGCAACACUGAGAUUCACUAAAGGCGUUGGAGUUGAUAUUAUUCUAGACUGCGUAGGUGGAUCCUAUUGGGAGAAGAAUGUCAACUGCCUUGCUCUUGACGGCCGCUGGAUUCUCUAUGGUUUAAUAGGAGGCGCUGAUGUUAAUGGGCCCCUGUUUUCAAAACUGCUUUUUAAGCGAGGCAGUCUGAUCACCAGCUUGUUGCGACCUAGGGAUAUCAAGUACAAGCAAGCGCUGGUGAAAACUUUCACGGAGCAGAUUCUGCCCUACUUCUCCGAGGACUGCCCCCAACGUCUGCUGCCGGUGGUGGAUAGGGUCUACCAGGCGAUUGAUAUUCGAGCGGCCCACGAGUACAUGGAGGCUAACAAGAACGUGGGCAAAAUCGUCUUGGAGCUGCCCCAGUGAAGGAGGACUCCGGAGCAAACUUGGGAGUGGCUUCUACUCCCAGGACCGCCCCUGUAAAGCUGGUGUAACGAAAUAAAAGAGGAAAUGUGCAGAAAAAGGGAGGUGUGCU